CCUCGUGUCUCUCCAUAAGAAAGGAAGGAUCUUUUCUGAGAAAGUAAAGUGAAAAUGGCGAACCCUCCGAAGCCAUGGAAAGCAGAGUAUGCCAAGUCAUCAAGAUCGUCAUGCAAAACCUGCAAGCGUUCCAUCGACAAGGAGACUCUCAGGCUUGGGAAGAUGGUCCAGGCCUCUCAGUUUGACGGUUUCAUGCCUAUGUGGAACCAUGCUUCUUGCAUCCUAAGGAAAGCGAAACAGAUAAAACUGGUUGAUGAUGUGGAAGGUUUGGAGUCGCUUCGCUGGGAUGAUCAGCAGAGGAUAAGGAAGUAUGUUGAAGAUGCAGUUGUAUCGAGCUCCACUGCUGUUCAGAAUGUAGAGUGUGGUGUUGAUGUUUCCCCAUCGGCUCGUGCUACUUGCCGCAGCUGCAAAGAGAAGAUUGCAAAGGGAGAGCUUCGGAUAUCGACCAAGCCUCAAGGUGCCAGAACAUUGUCCUGGAACCAUGCUAAGUGUUACCUGGACACGACAUCAGAUCCCCAACUGGAGAAGUUUUCCGGAUUGGACAGUCUUACAGCUUCAGACCGAGCUACACUUCAGUCGCUUGUGAAGAAACCUUCUGCACCUGGAGGCACAAAACUGGAGCAUGAUGAUAAGGGGGGUCUCCAACAGGCAGAAGCCAAAGGUGGGGCCAAGAGGAAAAGAGCCCUUGAGAGUGAUGAUGCUCCUCUAAGCAAGACCUCAUCUUCCAAGAAUACUAAAGACUUGAAAGAUGAAAAACCUGCCCUGGAAAACCAGUUGGAGAUGCAAAGUAAGAGCCUCUGGGCCCUUAAAGAUGAUCUCAAAAAGCAUGUUACUACAUCAGAGUUGAAAGAGAUGCUAGAAGUCAAUGAGCAAGAUUCAAAAGGAUCGGAACUUGACUUGCGCGCACGCUGGUUUGAGCUCUUUUUCCUAAUUGCUGAUGGAAUGUUUUUUGGAGCACUUGCAAAAUGCCCUAUUUGUUCUGGAUGCCUCCAUUAUUCCUCCGGAAUGUAUAGAUGCUCUGGGUAUUUAUCAGAGUGGAGCAAGUGCUCCUAUGCUUCGCACGAACCUCAACGUAUUAAGGGGAAGUGGAAGAUACCUGAAGAAACAAGCAAUGAUCAUCUUGUUAGGUGGUUUAAGUCACAAAAAGUGAAGAAACCAGAAAGAGUGCUUCCUCCAAAGUCCCCCGGUGGACCAUCAGGCAGUCAAUUUGCUAGUGGGCUUAGUCCAUCCUCCAAGGUUGAAAAUAUUGGAGAUUUGAAGGUUGCCAUUGCUGGAGUACCUGAUAAAUCGGUGGAGGAGUGGAAAAACAAAAUUGAAGGAUCAGGUGGACAAGUUCAUAUGAAGAUUAAGAAAGAAACCAAUUGCCUAGUUGUCUCUGGUAUGCUGGAUAACACUGCCGCUGAGGUAAAAAAGGCAAGGAGGAUGAAGUUACCGAUUGUGAGGGAAGAUUAUCUAGUUGAUUGCAUUAAAAGACAGAAGAAACUUCCUUUUGACUCAUACCGAGUCGAAGCAAUUGAGAAGACUCAUAGCAUGGCUACUAUCAAGGUGAAAGGGCAAAGUGCUGUGCAUAUGCAAUCUGGCUUACAAGAUUCUGGGCACAUUCUUGAGGAUGGAAAGAGUAUCUAUAAUACAACAUUGAAUAUGUCUGAUUUAUCAACUGGUGUUAAUAGUUACUACAUUCUUCAAGUCAUUCAAGAUGACAAAAGCUCCGACUGUUUCGUGUUCCGGAAAUGGGGCAGAGUUGGGAACGAGAAGAUUGGCGGAAACAAGCUGGAAGAAAUGCAUAAAUCCGACGCAAUUCAAGAAUUCAAACGGUUAUUUCUGGAGAAGACUGGGAAUACAUGGGAGUCGUGGGAGAGAAAAGAAGAUUUUCACAAGCAACCUGGCAGAUUCUUUCCAUUAGAUAUUGAUUAUGGAGUAAAAGACUCAUCUAAGAAGAAACAGCUUGAUUUCACAAGCAGCAAACUUGCACCUCAGUUGGUGGAAUUGAUGAAGAUGCUUUUCAAUGUGGAGGCAUACAGGGAAGCUAUGAUGGAAUUUGAGAUUAAUUUGUCUGAAAUGCCGCUGGGGAAACUAAGUAAAAGCAAUAUCCAAAAAGGUUUUGAGGCGUUAACACAGAUCCAAAAUUUGUUAAAGAACAAUGAUUAUGAUCCUACAGUGAAGGAGAGCCUUAUAGUUGAUGCUAGCAACAAAUUUUUCACUGUUAUUCCUUCAAUCCAUCCGCAUGUUAUUAAGGACGAGGAUGACUUUAAACUAAAGGUGAAGAUGCUGGAAGCACUCCAGGAUAUUGAAAUAGCUUCAAAACUGGUUGGUUUUGAUGCCAAUACUGAUGAAUCCAUUGAUGAGAAGUACGAGAAACUACGCUGCCAUGUUUCUCCACUUUCACAUGACAGUGAAGAGUUCCGACUGAUUAAGAAGUAUCUGCAGACUACACAUGCUCCUACUCACACAGAAUGGGCACUUGAAUUGGAGGAAGUAUUUUCUCUUGAAAGACAAGGAGAAAUGGACAAGUAUGCUCCUUAUCGAUCAAAACUCAAAAACAAGAUGCUUCUCUGGCAUGGAUCACGAUUGACCAACUUCGUUGGUAUCCUUAGCCAAGGAUUACGAAUUGCGCCUCCCGAAGCCCCAGCAACUGGCUAUAUGUUCGGGAAGGGAGUUUACUUUGCCGACCUGGUCAGUAAAAGUGCUCAAUACUGUUUCACCGACAGGAAAAAUCCCGUGGGACUGAUGCUUCUCAGUGAAGUUGCCUUGGGCGACGUUUAUGAGCUAACAAAGGCACAGUAUAUCGACAAACCUCCUAAAGGAAAGCACUCUACUAAGGGCCUUGGCAAGAAAGUGCCUUUAGAAUCAGAAUUUGUGAAAUGGAGGGAUGAUGUUGUUGUACCUUGUGGAAAACCAGUGGAUUCGAAAGUGAGGGCGUCAGAGCUUAUGUACAAUGAAUAUAUCGUCUAUAAUACGGCUCAAGUUAAGAUGCAGUUCUUACUGAAAGUGAGGUUCAUCACAAGAGGUGAGACCUUAUUUCAUGGUAGUUAGUUCCUAGCUCGACCUGUACAGUAGUACCGUGGAGAAGGAAACAUUCCCUGUUUUUUGUCUUCGUUCUAGACAUUCCUCGAAUGUGAGUGUGUCCAUGCAACGGUCGACUGGUCUUGUUUCUUUUUCAGCAAUGGGAAUACGAGUUGCAUCUCAUUUUGGGGUUAGCUGGAGAUGCAACUCAUAUUUUGCUUGUACUAAUGAUGCUUCUUUAAUCAGUGAUACUAUGCAUGCUGGAAUGAACCAAAAAUUUCUCACUAAGGAAAAUCUAUUCUAUUUAAGUUA
This is a messenger RNA of Salvia hispanica, 3315 nucleotides long. The record is from RefSeq and is a predicted model, not a curated record. Lineage: Eukaryota; Viridiplantae; Streptophyta; Magnoliopsida; Lamiales; Lamiaceae.